GGUUACAUUUGCUUGGUGAUUUGCUGGCUGGUAUGACAGAGAAAUUAGGAGCUGUUCAGGAAUAUCCUUGUUAAUACUAUUUUUCAAACUCUUGAAGAUAUAUUGAAGUGGAAAGUAGAUUAAUUCUGAUGAUUCACCAUGAUUGGAUAUCGCUCAUUGGGUUGUCCUGUCCUGCGGGAAUGACAGUUAAAGAGAAGAAUUGUUUUUGCAGAAUUAUUGGUAGAGUUAAGGAAAAUGAACUUUGCUUUAAACAGUCAGCUUUCUACCUUUGGCUUUGAUAUUGGAGCUAAAUAAUCAUCAGAGAUAUCUGGCAGACAUGUGGCAGUUUGAACUGAAUUGACAUUGAAAUGUUUUUUAAGCAUGCUUGAAGAUAUUGAAUUAUUCUGACUUCAGAAUGAAAGUUGAUUCAGACCACUUCAAGUAUUAUGAAAGUUUGAUAAAAAAUAAUUCAGUGGGAGUACAAAUUGCUCCAAACAGAUUUCUUUCAGUACAUUCAAUUGAGAGAUUGUUCAAGAUAAAACAAAUUAAGUGAAUGAACUGUGUUCAGGACAUGAAGUAGCAAUGAAUUUCCGCCAUGUUACCGUUGACCCUGAGCGUCAUGUUAGCGCUGUGAAUGUAGCUCCAUUCAGUGAACUACGCCCAGUGGAGAAUGACGCUGUCAACUCUAAGCUGCCUCAUAUCAUGACCAACAUCACCAUGUAUCCGUACAGCUUUGAGGACAUCUCCUGUCUGGCGGAGUCCCAGUCUCUUAGUGAAGUGGCUCUGGAUGGAAACCCUUUCUCUGGAGACCCUCACUACAAGACUAUCAUGCUGCGACACCUGGGACUGCUCAAACAGCUGGACUUGAAGAGAGUCACGGAGGAAGAGAGAAGGGUGGCAGCUUUAAUGUAUAAAAAGGAGGAGGACAAGAGAAGAAACAGCAACAAGGAAGCUUUAGUAAAGGAGAAGCGUCGUCUGGCCAUCAAUAAUGCCAAGCGUCAGUGGGAAGUGAUGCAGGGCUCGCUGAUGCACAGAACCAAUCGUCUGGUGAAGAUGCCAGAGUUAUACGCCACACACGUCGGUAGUUACUCACACUCUGACCUCCCUGCGCUAGGAAGGGACAACCCUAGCCAAACACCAGACAGCAUGAGGGAAGAUUCAGACUCCGUGAUGAGCCCGGUACGCCCUAGCAGUGCGAGAGCCUUCAUUCAGGUGGAGGGAGGACGUAAUAAAUUUUGGGACAUGAAACAAAACUGUUUCAUGACCACGGGACUUCGCAAUGACCGCAGUCGACCAACAAGUGCUCACAGCAUACAAAAUGGCGGCACGUCUUCAGACAUCAACAGAGAGAGGAAGAAGGAGCGUCCAACCACAGCUAACAGACUGAGCUCUAGGUCUUCUUCCAAAAGUUCUAUGAACAGAAAUGCCUCCCCAGAAAAAGAAACCAUCACAUAUAGUACUGAUCCCAGUCUGGGGACAUGUCACCUGGCAGAGCUGGAGGGGGACACUCUCAGUCUGUAUGGGGUGGGAUCCCUGGAGGCUCUGGACAGGAACUGGGGGAUCCAAGCCGCGGGGAACAUCACCACCAUUGCCUUCCAGUUCAUGGACUUCACGGAGCUGGUGAAACAUCUGGGGAAAAUACGGGCAAGGUUUCCCAGUGUGCAGACUCUUAUAUUCCAAGCUACCAAUAUUGAAAGUUUUCAUCAACUCAAUGCCCUCUCCAGUGUGCGGAGGCUGGAUAAUCUAGUCAUUGACCCGGAGGGCAAUCCCGUCACCCAGCUCAGCCUCUGGAAGCUGUAUACAGUGUUCAGGCUGGCCCACUUCUCACUCAAGAAAAUAAACAAUGUGGAGGUGACAUCAGCAGAUAUCUUAAAUGCAGAGAAGUUUUUUGGUCCUUUGUCCCACAUCACCACCUCCCAGCUGUCCCAGUCCAGACUGUUAACAUUACUGGGAGAAAACAGGAAAAAACAGUUACUUUCUUUGUCAGAGGAAAAGUCCAGGAAAUCUCCUGAUGGCAAACUAGCUGAACACAAGAGUGCUAUAGAAUCUAUAGGCAGGGCUGGACUAGUCUAUCCACCACUAGAAGAACAAGUCAAGAAAGGAGAGGAGCAGAAAUCAAAACUAGACUUUGCCCAGAAAUUUGUCCGUCAGAUCUCCAGGGAGGCGGUGGUGGUGGACAGAAAGCUGACCACUCUGUACCAGGUCUGGCCACAGAUCAUGGUCAGUUUGAUACAGUCUGCUGUGAUGGACAUGGCCGAUAGGAAAACAUACAUGAAAAAAUGCAUGGAAGACCUAGAGAAAGGUUGAAAAUGUGGGCUUAAAAGUCAUUUAAGUCUGGAUACCUGCUAUUUAUGCCCAGGGCACCUCGCUGCCUUCUCAUGACAUCACAGACUUACACCACAGAAGAUGGAGGAGGUUAGGGGAUUAAAUUGAAGAAUUAAGUGGCACUUACUCUUAGUCUUAGUCAAUCUCAACAUUUGUAACUAGAUUGGCAAAUAAUGACUUCUGAUUUAUUUUUCCAUUGUUAUUUUUCAAUGGAACUUAUUCAAGUUUGAUAUCCCUUUCAGGGGUUGCCAAUUUCUCUGGGAUGAUUUUUCCAAGAGAAUUUUUGUUGCCACCAAGUGGUAGAGAUAGAAAAUAGCCACAGGGUUAAAGCAAAGGAACCAGUGGUUCUGACAUGGCAGUGUGUGCUUGCUUUUUUAUCAUUUAUAAAAGCUGACUCGUUAUAGCGUCUAGUCAGACAUUUCUCUGUGUACGUACAUUCCAAGUUCACAUUGCAUGUGGCAGUUGUUUUAAAAUGUUACUAGGUGAUGUAAUGGUGUUACUAGGUGAUGUAAAGGAGCAGUGCAUGAACAACAUAGAUGUAGCCAUUACUAGAAGUGAUGAAGGAUUGUGAUUUUGCAUCUGUGAUUUCUUAAAACUCAUUUCAUUCAAACAGGGCUUUUUGUAUGUAAAAAGAAAAUGUAUUUGCUACACAAAUGGCACUGUUGUAAUAAAACUUUCAGUUUA
Messenger RNA from Lingula anatina, 2988 nucleotides. RefSeq names its product leucine-rich repeat-containing protein 49. Gene Ontology annotation, molecular function: protein binding. Lineage: Eukaryota; Metazoa; Brachiopoda; Lingulata; Lingulida; Lingulidae. The record is from RefSeq and is a predicted model, not a curated record.